Molecule: messenger RNA, 429 nt
Organism: Caenorhabditis elegans
Lineage: Eukaryota; Metazoa; Nematoda; Chromadorea; Rhabditida; Rhabditidae
Gene: his-37
Product: Histone H4
Exons: 2
Coding region: 30-341 (103 amino acids)
Source: RefSeq, marked reviewed
UCGCUUUCGUUUUCUAACAACUUUUAAUCAUGUCUGGACGUGGAAAGGGAGGAAAAGGACUUGGAAAGGGAGGUGCUAAACGGCAUCGUAAAGUUCUUCGUGACAACAUCCAGGGAAUCACAAAGCCAGCAAUUCGCCGUCUCGCUCGUCGUGGUGGAGUCAAACGUAUCUCUGGACUUAUCUACGAGGAAACUCGUGGAGUUCUGAAGGUCUUCCUUGAAAAUGUCAUUCGUGAUGCUGUCACUUACUGUGAGCACGCCAAAAGAAAGACUGUAACCGCGAUGGACGUUGUCUAUGCCUUGAAACGUCAAGGAAGAACUCUCUACGGAUUCGGUGGAUAAUUCACUCGGCUGAGCCGAGGUUACUGUAAAUAUAUAUCAUGAAAACCAGAUCACUCGCUUUGAAAUUCAAUAAAAUAUUAUCCGACUU